Chara braunii is the source of this 6800-nucleotide messenger RNA. The record is from the annotation of a GenBank genome assembly. NCBI's taxonomy places the organism in Eukaryota, Viridiplantae, Streptophyta, Charophyceae, Charales, Characeae.
GCUUAUGAAAACACCUCAUCAUCCUAGUUAAACUAAACCGGAUUCUCUGUAUCAGGACUGCAAAAUGGCUGAGGAGGAAGUUUCUGGACGGCAGCUUCUGUGUCUUACAUUCGUAUUUUGGGAUAUUGAUGUCAUCCGAUUUCCAUUACUCCUCCAGCAAGACGAAGCCCUGUCGUGGGUUUGGCAGCGGCCGCGUUUCCAGCAACCUCGCGGGGCUGAGCAUGCAGGGAACCUCGUUAACGGCCAAGUGCAGUGGACACCUCAGUUCUUGUUAUCUGCAUGGAAGUCUGCGAGUCUGUGUGAUGAUGUGCCAUCACUGAAGGAGUUCCUGGCUGACGAUCCAAGAGUUCUGAGCUGUUUCUGGAAAGAGAUGGCUAGCAAAACCUUUGAAGAACACGACGGAAAUCAUGGAGUCGCUAUUUCGUUAGCUAUGUUGGAUGUCAUGGACAGGCCAUGGUCUAAGUUUUGGAGAGGAGAUAAUGAUGCUGACCUUGUAACAUCAGUAAAUAUGCAUACAUUGGAAAGAAUCUUCUGUUUGCACAAAGAUUCAUUCCAGCAGCUAAGGGUCCUUGUAAUUUUUUUUGUUGGGGAACAGGACACUCGGUGGCCACCAAACAAUUUUGGCUUUCAUAGCUUAUCUCUAUUCAAAGGGCUUUCUCAUGUCCUUAGCAAUUCCAGGUGUCGCAUUGAGAAAUUGUCACUUCACAUUGGCAUUGUCGAACCAGAAGUAGGUCCUCUGUUGGCAGACAUGCUGAGCCACAACUUCUCUCUUACUUACUUAGAUCUUUCCUCACACUUGUCAGGCGAGGAAUUUGCAGCUCGCAUUGCAGAGGGCGUUGUGAAAAACAGAAGCUUACAGAAGUGUUACUUGGCUUUUACGCUUGACGGUAAUCAAACUGUAGCUGCUAGACUUGUUGCUGAAUUGGCAAAUGGGCUGGCAACCUCAAGUGGUGCUCCAAUUCAUGUCAUUCCCCAGGGUUCUGCAUCGUCAGGAGUCAUAGCGACAAUAGGGGGACCGGCAAGUUCGGCGGCUGAGAUAAGGCAAACCUCAGCAAACAGCGGAGCAAGGCAGCGAGGAAGCCAACUCCAGAAGCUCCUUCUCAAAUGCUUCGAUACAGAACUCAGGGAUGCUCAAGGCCUUGCAAAGUUGGUUGCAUUGAACACAACACUGAAGCAGCUGAGCCUGAAGUUUCACGAAUGGUCCGCUGAAGUAAUGUUGACAGUGCUUGAAGGACUCAAACAAAACAGAUCCUUGGAAAUUCUCGAGUUUUUCACAUUUUCUCCCUCCAUAGCCAGCAGCCUUAAUACUCUUCAGCGAGCACAGUUAGAGUCCAUUCUUCACCAAAACUCGACUCUCAGGUGUUUUCAAGCUCCUCUUCGACCAGACGACAUUUUGAUGGUUCAUAACAGACUGGAAAGAAACUAUUGGGAGCGUUCUGUGUUGAAGGCUGCAGGCACCGCGCAGUAUUCUUCAAGCGAGCACAUCAAAUGCUUCUUGGCUGGCGAUCCACUUGUGGGCAAGACCACACUCAGGAAUUCCAUGUCUCGAGGGAGCAGAUUGCAGUCAAUGGUCUAUGGAGUGUUAACCUUGGCUCAGCCUGUUGGUCGUCGGACACGAGGGAUUGAGGUUAAGUGUUUGAGUAAAAAAAGUGAGGAAUCUGGCAAUAUCAAUAUCCAUUUGUGGGAUCUGGGCGGACAGCAAGAAUACCACACGAUUCAUGAUCUCCUCAUGCCCACUCUUGGAAAUGAUAUGGCGAUUCCACCACUGUUUGUGCUGGUUUGUGAUCCUGUAAGUGCGAACCCUGGGCACAAACAAAAUUCUUCACGUGUAUGGAGGUCAAUGGAUGACUUGGAGAGGAGUUUGGGAUACUGGCUGAAAUUCAUUGCUGCCAACUGUGUCCCGCAUUGUAAGCCUUUAGUGAUCCUGGUCUUCAACCCUCAUUAUCCGCUUCCAAGUUCACCGACAUUUGAACAUCAGGUGCACGAGCUGCAGAAAUGGGCAUUCAUGAGAUUUCAAAACGUGCUGGACAUUGCAGAGGAGUUUCUUGUUGUUGAUGCACGGAAAACAAAGGAUGCUGAAAGGGUGAGCAAUCUCCUGUUCUAUCGAGCGAAAAGAAUCCUGGAAAGGUCUAAAGUGUUGCUCAUCAUGGAAAAAAUUCUGUCAAAGGUUGUCUCACUUCCAAAGAGUGAACCUCUUCUUUCCCGAAAGGAUUUUGAUCAGGCCUGUUAUGAGGCCACACAUUCCACUAUAGAAUCUUUGAAAGAACACCUGCCGCACGAUUGUCCAGACUUGUCUGAUUUUCCAAAAGGUCCAGGAAAACCAGGAAGGGGAGCGGAAUCAUCGACAGCCUUAUCGAGUAUGCUGACUGAUCUAGGCAACAUAGCGGCUCGCUACCUCCAUGACAUCGGUGAGGUCAUCUGGUUCGAGCCACUGCCAUUUGUGAUUGUCCAGCCGCAGUGGUUUUGCUGUAGAGUUGUAGGGCACCUAAUCCCAACAAAUUUCCACGACUCAGGAGUCCGUGAUGGGAUUGCUGAUUUGAAGCUUUUGAAAAGUAUACUAAAGACUUCUCUCCCAGAGAAAAACUAUGUGCAUGUGAACUAUUUGGUGGAACUGAUGGCAAGGAUGGAGCUUGGGUACAAGGUCGAUAACGGGCAAGGCAUGAUGAUACCUGGAUGUCUUCGCGAUAGAAGGAGUGAUGGUGACAUAAAAUGGGAGCUGGCGCGGCAUGAACAGAGCUGUUGCUUCGGGUUUCGGAUUGAGUGCAGGGAUAAGGAGCGGACGAUGCUGUCAGCCGGUUUCUUUCAUCGUUUGCAGCAACUUCUCGUACUGGACACCAAACUCAAUGGUUCCAGGAGUUGCAGCAGAGAAAGAGGCCACAUGGGAACAGAUCCCARCUGCCCCAAAWAUCCGAAUCAACCAAAGGAACRAAAACUCCUCCCCAACAUGUUAGUAGRGGUGGAGGACGCCCCGGGCAUUUGGUUCAUUCCGGACARUAACUACAAUGGAUGGGUCUUUGACGAUAACUUGGAAGUUCCGGACUGGGUAUGGCACUAUGCCGACCAAGAAUCAGAAGUAAAAAAACCCAAUGUCUUUCCCCCGACCGACAGCAAAUGGCAGAAAAGAGCCACAGGGAAGAUUUCGGGCAACCCAUCAAAAAUCACCACUGACCCACUGAUCAAUUCUCGUGUAAUCAAGGAAGAAAAAGACAAAGAAGAUUUGCUGUGGGAUUUGGAAGCAGUAAAAGAACAGGCAAUACUGCACUUCAAUAAGGACUCGUCGAGCUUCAGAAGUAUGUUGUCAGAAAUGGAGCAAAAAUCAGUUCAAACAAGAACAGGGGUUCAAACAGACAACAAAAGGACAAUGGAAAUCGGAAAGAGGCAAGGGAGUCAGGAAGGGGGCUCAAAGAGGAGGAAGGMAGUAGAUGAGCAAGGGAAAGAGGAGGUGGUAAGUCUCCCAGCAGACAAAGAAGGAGAGAAGGGGACAACAGACUCCGGUGGUACAGGGUCUGAGAAGAGAAGCGAGAGCGACAAAAGGGAAGGGGACAACACAGGAUCUGACAGUGAGGGGGAUUCUCACAGAUCUCUGCAGUGGCUCAAGGACUACAUAGAAAAGGUGAAGAGGGAGAGGGAACAAGCCUUUGACAUUCGGGCAGCCUGUCUCAAGCAUGCAGAAAGACAUCAAAAGAAUGGUAAGAAGGGGAUGGGCGAAGUUGGGAAAUUAAGCAACCAAUUUGAUGUUCUCAUAAAAGUGAAGGCGGAAGAAUUAUCGGAAUACACAGCCUUCAGAUAUGCGGAAAAAAAAAGGGCAAGGGAACAGGGAAUGAAAGACAGAGAUAGAACAGCCCCAGAGUCGAAGGAUGAUUUCCAAGACUUGCGCCCAAAGAAGUGGAGAUCAGGGCAAAAUCAGAAGAAGAAGAACCCGAACAUGACCCAGACGGAUUCUGAGGAAGAAUCAGUGCGCACACAGCUGGAAAAGGAAGCGGUAGUAGUAAUUGCACAAACAGAGAAGCUAAACAGACUGAAUGAGGAAUACUCACCAGAAUUCACCACGAUCACUCACAUUGCCAGGGAUCAGGCCCCACUGGUAGUAGAGACAGCCAAAUCAUCAAGACUGACACUGAUGAACAUCCACCCCCUGAUUGCUGCAAGGUAUGUAGAAAAACUGGAGGAAUGGCAAAUUGCAACAGAUGUGUCCUUUCAGAUACCAUGCUUUGAGGAAGGGCAAAAUGUGGCUACUGCACUCCUCGAAAAGAUAUCCACGGAGUAUCCAUUGGGGGUCUACGACUCCAUGCCAAGCAAUCUAGAGCAUGAGGAUACACUUCCCCAACAAGAACAUGAGGGAUCCACCUCACAGCCCUCAGAGCAUGAUAGACACUCGCCUCAUGCAUUCUCACCAAUGAUCGUCAAGCUGUCAAACAAAGCAAAUCUUUGCUCAGGGAUGAGAUGGAGGCCUUGGAGAACGAUCAAAGUUGUGCCUUAUAGUGUCUUGGCGGGWUCGAGCCUGCCGGCUGAACUGGCAGCAGUCUCACUGGCCCAGUUGGUUGCCACAGGAAUGCUGGAGGGAGAUGGUGACCUAGAUGCGAGGGCAUAUCCGGUGGACUGGGAGAGGUUUUAUAGGAGUGAAUCCGAGGGGGAGGACAAGGAAUGGCACUCUGAUGACGAGAAGGAGGAGGAAGACCAGGACGACGCGAUGGACUCAGACAAUGAGGACAGUGAUGAGUUGUUUGAGAUCUCCAGACAGGAGAAGGAUAAGGCAGAUAGUGUGCGAAUGCAUGAUCGGCUGGAAGACUGUGGGCAGUACACCAUCGAGAAAGACUUGAGCCAUGUGGUUGUCAAUGGGCCUGGCAUUGAGUUGUUCUUGGAGUUCUCGAAUGCCCACGAGGACUGGGUUGACGUUCUAGUGCGAUGUCGGGAUGAUGCGAGGGAUGCCAGCAAAGUUUGGGUGGAAUGUCACAUCCUACGUGAGGUCACACGUCUGUGCGCAGAGCCCUUUGGUCUACCUGGUGUCGACCUGGCAAUCAAAAUCAUCCGCCCAGAGUGUGUAGAACAACUUGUCCCUCGUGAAUACCGUCACAGCUCACAGGUUGUAGAUGAGAUCAAAAUCCUGAAUGGCAUUAGCGAGUGGGGCGCGCAGUCAGUAGAGUAUGAGUACAGUUGGCCUGAGCUCGACCUUGGCAUGAUCCGCAGAGGCCUGCCCAGGUCUCUGAGUAAGGGACUGGACCUAGUAAGGCCAUCAACACUGAGCGAGUCAGUGAUCCGGCAGACCGGUCAGCUCAGACAACUGAUGAGAGACUAUGAGCUGCACCCAUUUGAUGUGCGGCAGCAUGGUCAGAACAAUCAUGCACCAUCCAGCACAGAGCAGGGGGUGACCCGCCAUAAUACAAUGCUUGUGGAUGGGUUGCCCCAUCCAUUCCAAACAAUGAUGGAUACCAUUGUGCAUAAGCUUAAUGAGAUUCAUGAAGAUGUAGUAAGGAUUGACAGCCAUGUGAAAGAGUUGAAGGAUGCGCUGAAGAAAUUGAUGCAAACUCAGAAAGACAUGUUCCCCAGGAUCUGCAGAGAGCUGGACAAACUCUCGGGACUGAUUGUGGAGAAACACAAACAUCGACUGCCUCACCUUCUCUAUUUUACCGAAAGGGAUGGGGUGAAAGCAAGACUUGCAGCCUUGUUUGGCCAUGUGCUUGGAGUUCGUCCACUCCAACUUCAUAUGAUGUGUGAAUCCCGGAACCAGUUCCAUGUCGUCGAUGGGCAACCGGGGAUCACUGUCUGCAUUCAGAAGGAGGAGAAACAGGCAGUUUGGCUGAUGCUAAGAACCACCCUGCUGAUAAUUACAGUUCUUGUCAUGGCGGGAUGCGGAGCAAUGGCCGGAAUCAAUCUUUUGGCACCAGAUCUUACUAGUCUGAGUCGUGACUGGUCAUCCAUUGCAGCAGCCGAAGUGAUGGGAGAUUUGGCAAUUGGUGCAUCCCAUGCUGACAAGGAGAUCAAGGAUUUCAGAGAACGUUUGGACAAAGGUAAGAGGAUGCUUGACGAUGGUCCAGAAGAUGAUAUCAAAAGAAGAGAAGCAUUUGCUUGGCUGGAGCAGACACUUGUGAAGAGGGAGGUGAAUAUAAGAGACAAGUUCCAGUUAUCGAGGGUGAGAUACAGGGACACGAGCUCCUUUGCAUGGAUUUGUGAUGCCUGUGUUCUGAAGGAGCAUGGAAAUUUUGAGAUGUUCCCAUAAACACUGUUGAAAUCUGUUGAGAAAAAAUUGUCAAUAGGCCCCCAAUGUCAGGACGACAGCAGCCUGCAUAUGAGGGAACACCAUCGGGAGUUGGAAAACACCUGCCGUGGUCAGGGAUCUCAUAUUGAGUGGGUAAUUUAAUAACUGCCACUAAUUGGAUUACUGGGAACUGUUCUUUCCAUCCCCUCGAACGUAUUGAAACCGAUUGGCCAUUGGGGCCGGCCCAAGUGGAUCCUACAUGCCAAUUUUUUUUAAGGUUUCAUGCAGCAUGUUUGAUGGAGCCUUCAUACGCACAGGAUGCACUAUUGGGUUUUUGAACCGUUUUUCUGAUGUCAACCGUUGGCUCCCUACAUCGAACGUGGAAGGAGAGGGGUGUGUCCAAAAGGAGGAGCGGCGUGUUGUGGACCGUGGAAGGAACGAUCGCUGGCUGCAUGGUACUCAUCCUCCCUACAGCGAACGUGGAAGGAGAGGGGUGUGCCGAAAAUGAGGAGCGGCAUAUUGUGGACCGUCGAACAAACGAUCGCUGGCUGCGUGGUACUCAUCCGAUAGCAUGACAGCAGCCAAAUGAAGAAUGAAGAAAAGA